UUCUAUAAGAAUUUUUCUCCAGAAAAAAUAUAUAUAUUAAGGGAGAAUGUCAUCAUUUAUGCAUUCAAAGGCAUCUAUUAGACCUCUUUCAGAGGAUUCAACAUGUAUUAAUGUGAUUUCGCCUUUGAAUGAACCUAUUAAAUCGUCAAUGGAUGAGCCAUUAGACAUAAAGACAUUAGUUGAUGCGCCAUUUAAAAGACAACGUCUUCGUCCAGGAAUGAAGAAAGAGGAUAUUCCUAUAAUGCCAUUGAUAGAAUCGGAUUUUGAGGGUUUAUAUUCAUUAGAAGAGUAUUUAGAUGGGCUUCUUUCAAACGAAACAUUACAUCCAAUGCCUUUAAAGCGCACGAAGGAAAUAGCAGAACCACCUAAAGGUGUUGAUCCAUGGAUUUGGGUGUACGAACUUAUAAAACGAUUUACAGUCGAUUUGAAUAUGUUAGUAGUGGGUAUGCUUGAGGAUUCAUGUUCUCCGGAAAAAUGUCCAGAGAUGAGAGCAAAUGAAUGGCAAUAUUUGUGUGCAUGUCAUAGUCCACCUCAAGAAUGUGUACCCAUUGAUUAUAUUUUACAUACACUAGAUAAUACAUCAGCAUUAUUAUGUUCAGAUAAAUACUUUCCGUCUAAAACAUCGAUUCCUCUUUCUUCAACUCGUCAUUUUUCCUCGAUAAUGCGUCGUCUUUAUAGGAUUUUUAAUCAUGCAUGGUAUAAACAUUACGAAAUAUUUUGGAAAGUUGAAAAUGAAAUUUCUUUAUAUCGACGAUUUAUGGCAGUUUCUGAAUAUUAUCAUUUUAAAUAUGAGCAUCCCGAUAUGGUUAAUGAAGCAUACUCUAAAGAAAUAGAAGAUGGCUAUCAAGAUCAAGAAAAAGUCGAUCACUAUAAUUCACAGGCUCAUAAUGAUCAUAAUUACAAAACUCCAAAUAAUUCUUACGAAUAUGAUAAAGAAAACAAAGGAAACAAAAACAUAACAGCACCUUAAUAAAUGUUAUAUCAAAUAUAUAAUGUUUUAGAUGCUACAUGUUUAA
Molecule: messenger RNA, 1016 nt
Organism: Pneumocystis carinii B80
Lineage: Eukaryota; Fungi; Ascomycota; Pneumocystomycetes; Pneumocystales; Pneumocystaceae
Exons: 4
Coding region: 47-970 (307 amino acids)
Cellular component (GO): cytoplasm
Source: RefSeq, a predicted model, not a curated record